CGUAUGUACGAAACCUUUUUCACGUGAUCUUUACGCUCUUUCAGCUCGCGUAAGUUCGUUCCACAACACGUCUCACGAACAGUGUAAUUAUAAGAUCAAAAAAUGGGAGCGUCCGCGUUACCUGUUAUUCUAUUUACAUUUCUUUGGGGUGCGGUGUUUUUUCUAGGAAUUGCUCUGCCACUCUUCGUUCCAAAAGGACCAAAUCGUGGGAUACUUCAAGUUCUGUUGAUAUUGACAGGGUUUACGUGCUGGUUAUUCUGGUUAUGUUGCUAUAUGGCACAAAUGAAUCCACUAAUUGGGCCAAAAUUAAAUCAUAUAACAGUUCUGGUUAUGGCAAAAGAAUGGGGUAAUCCUAUUGCCGAUGGAUAAAUAUGGCAUAAAAAUUAUUUACUUUUAAAUAUACAUAUAUAUAACUACUUUUUCUCGUAUAAUUUUAUUACACAGAUAUAUUAUCACAAGUGUAUUAAAAAUGCUUACAUUAAUGUAAAUUCUUCUAAGUAGAAAUAUAUAUAGAAUAUUAUACACACACACUUGUGUGUGUUUAUGUAUAUAAUUUAUGUGUAUUAUAUAAUUCAGCAAUUAUAUGGUUAACAUAAACUUAAUAUUUUAUGUACAAAAUAUCUUGUAUUGUUUAAGAAUAUAAAAGUGUAGUGACCUUAAAUUCAUCUGUUUAUGUAUACAAUGCAAUAUACUACAUUAGCAAAGAUAUAAAAAAAUCAAGUAUAUCUAUACCUUAUAAAAUCUUGAUCACAUAUAU
Pseudomyrmex gracilis is the source of this 757-nucleotide messenger RNA. RefSeq names its product V-type proton ATPase subunit e 2-like. Gene Ontology annotation, biological process: proton transmembrane transport. The transcript has 4 exons. Gene Ontology annotation, molecular function: proton-transporting ATPase activity, rotational mechanism. The record is from RefSeq and is a predicted model, not a curated record. Gene Ontology annotation, cellular component: plasma membrane proton-transporting V-type ATPase complex; proton-transporting V-type ATPase, V0 domain. Bases 103 to 369 code for a protein of 88 amino acids. NCBI's taxonomy places the organism in Eukaryota, Metazoa, Arthropoda, Insecta, Hymenoptera, Formicidae.